AUGGCGUGGCCUAACCCGUUUCGCAGACGGGAUGUGAACACGAGGACAUGCUGGGGCUACACAUUCCAGUUAACUCCGGAACAUCUGACGGCCGAGCAGGCACAUCCGCUGAAGUUCUCCUACGAUGUGCUGGGGGAGGAAUGUUACGAUAUCUUGAAUCGAUUGUGCCCACAAGAGGCUAAAAACCCAGAAACUGCAUCACUGAAACCAGACUCAGCUCACAUGCCCGGAGAGUCAGCAGCAAUGGAGGAGAAACCACCAAAGUUAAAAAGAGAUCUCUAUGCCAUUUUUCGCGAUAACCACGACAAGGAUCCCAAACUCCAACAGCUCUGGGACGAGGUCACGACAGUUCCAGACUGGGUCGACUGGGACCAAAUCGCACGAGGGCAGGAUGUGUUCUACCGAUACGGAGGAGCGACCUUGACAGGGCUAGCCUAUCAAUCUCUCCUGGGCGGUAUGGGAGCCAACCGAGUCGUCGAAGUCCUCGCCCGGACAGGGGGCUUCUCCGUCAAAGUUGCGCGGCACCGACUCUUCGAAACCGCACAGCACAUCCUCGAGUGCACACGGUCGGUCGAAUCCAUCCAACCAGGAGGCGCGGGCUUCGCGUCGAGCCUCCGGGUGCGGCUGCUCCACGCCGCCGUGCGCGGCCGGAUCAUGAAGCUGGCGAAUUCCCGCCCGGAUUAUUACUCGGUGGAGAAAUACGGCGUGCCGAUCAACGACCUCGACAGCAUCGCGACGAUCGGCACCUUCUCGGGAACCAUCAUCUGGCUCUCGCUGCCGCGGCAGGGCAUCUGGUUGCGCGAGCAGGAGGUCGCCGACUACAUCGCGCUGUGGCGGCUGAUCGCCCACUACGUGGGCACGCCAACGCAAUGGUUCGAGACGCCGGCCAGAGCCAAGGCGAUGAUGGAGUCGCUGCUGAUGAACGAGAUCAACCCGACGGAAACUUCCAAGAUUCUUGCCGCCAACGUCAUCCGCGGCCUCGAGGCCCAGCCGCCCACCUAUGCAUCACGGUCCUUUCUCGAGGUCAACGCCCGCUGGUUGAACGGGAAUGAGCUCGGCGAUGCUCUGGGUCUGGGCCGUCCCAGUCUCUGGUACUGGGCUCUCAUGGCCGGGCAAUGUAUCUUCUUCAUGAGUGUUUGCUACUUCUAUCGAUCGGUGCCGAGCCUCGACCGGCGGAAAGUGGCCACGCUGAGGAAGGUUCUCUGGACACUCAUCGUGGACCAUAAAUCUGGCCUUGGAGGCGAGACAGUCUUUGAUUUCAAGUAUAUCCCCGAUCUCAAUUUCAUUACGCCGAGAGGAGGGGAUGAAAAAGCUAAAAUGAAGGAAUCAGGCGUGGAGAGGAGGAACUUGAAUACCUUACUAAUCGCUACGGGCUGCCUGGCUUUCGCAGGCUAUGUUGGGGUGAAAGUGACAUUCGGGCUUAUAGGAAAGCUUUUCUAA
Exophiala aquamarina CBS 119918 is the source of this 1440-nucleotide messenger RNA. RefSeq lists its product as uncharacterized. The transcript has a single exon. The coding region runs from base 1 to 1440 and encodes 479 amino acids. The record is from RefSeq and is a predicted model, not a curated record. Gene Ontology annotation, molecular function: oxidoreductase activity. NCBI's taxonomy places the organism in Eukaryota, Fungi, Ascomycota, Eurotiomycetes, Chaetothyriales, Herpotrichiellaceae.